This is a messenger RNA of Iphiclides podalirius (scarce swallowtail), 3036 nucleotides long. The record is from the annotation of a GenBank genome assembly. Lineage: Eukaryota; Metazoa; Arthropoda; Insecta; Lepidoptera; Papilionidae.
AUGACUGGAGUCAGCAAUACUAAUGCUAAGCUCGCCUUAACCAUUACUUACGACUCAUAUACGGGAAUUCCUAUAAGCCAAGAAGAUGUGAAACGACACGACAAACGGAACACUACCUUUUGGUGCACACAGCAAGUGGAGCCGUGCGCUCCUGAUGAAGGGAGGCGAAUAGACGGUUCAUGUAACAACCUGCGACUUCCCACCCGUGGGGCCGCCCACACUCCUACGUACAGAGUCCUCCCCGCUGUCUAUGGAAAAGACUUUGAGCCGAGGCCUUCAAAAUCUGGCCACUCCCUACCAUUGGCCAGAUUUCUGCGGACCAGCCUUAUGGCAGUGGGAAGGCUACCGGAUCAGAUGUUCACAACCCUCCUGACGAACUUCUUAGUGUUUAUGACUGGGGACGUCCUUUCUUUACACGACACCGUGAAAUUUAUUGCAUGGAAGCCUUACUGCUGCCUGCCGAAAGGUAAAAAAGACAGAGACUGCACCCCUAACAAGAUACCGGACGAUGAUCCAGUACAUCGGUUCUCCGACAUCAGGUGCCUGAACAUGACGAGACCCGAAAGCUUCCAGUCCAUCGGCUGCAUCAAAAACGACACAGUUCCCGAACGGAUCGUGUCGGCGACACCGGCGUUCGACCUGUCAACGGUUUAUGGGAAUACAUUAAAAGCAUUAAUGGAGAAGGGGCGCCUGUUUCAACGGGGUUUGCUGAAGUACGAAGUGGAAAAUGGCAGGGUCUGGCCUCCGAGUGUCAAAACCGGCGGAGGGGUUUGCUUCUUGAACCAAAGACCGCUGGAGAGCCGCUGCCACGAUACACCCGAGGACGGUUCUAACAGCCUAGCCGGUAUAAAUCUUAUGACGAUCUGGAUGUGGAGACACCACAACCUGAUCGCCGCCGAACUGGCACACAUCAACCCCUGUUGGAGCGACGAUAAAUUGUUCUACACCGCACGUGACAUUAAUAUUGCUAUUACCAUGCAGAUAUUCUACUACGAGCUGUUGCCAGCGGUUUUUGGCAACUAUUUGAAGAAAGUUCCUAUAGUGAAUCUCACGUUAAGGACUGGAUUCUUCGGCGUGGACGAUAAUAUGGAUUACGUGACCCAAAGUAAUUUCAGGCAGGGGGCUGCUAAAAUAGACUAUAUUGUGGACCCUGACAUAGUAGAGGUUGGUAUGGGACCUCAUCAGCGUGCUACCGACCUUCUGACGAACGAUUUGGCCAAGAACCGAUACUUCGGCUUCCCGCCUUACAUCAAAUACAGAGAGUUGUGUUUCAAGCAAUCCUUCAAGACCUUCGACGACUUGCUUCACGCCAUCGAUCCCGAGAGAGUGGAGCUACUGAAAGAAGUGUAUGAAAAUUUAGAAGACGUUGAUCUCAUUGCUGGUAUUUGGCUAGAAAAAUUGAUAGAGGGCGGCCACGUACCAGCUACUUUGUAUUGCAUUGUGGUCGAUCAAUUGCUCAGGACUGUCGCGUCUGACCGGCAUUGGUACGAGAGACCUCAACGACCGAAUGCCUUUACUUUUGAACAACUCCAGGAGAUAAGGAAGGCGACCGUUGCGCGCCUGAUGUGCAACGUCGGUGAUAAAGUCACUCGGAUUCAGCGUCACGCUUUCUACAGGAUUAGUACACGUAACCCGUUACAAGACUGCGAGAGAAUUGAGUUUGUUAACCUUGGGGCAUGGAAGGAUGAGAGAUUUAAAUAUGUUCUGUGGAAGCCCUACUGUUGCACGGCUAAGGGCAAAACGGACCGUGACUGUGUGCCUAAUAAAAUACCGGAUGACGACCCAGUCCACCGUUUCUCCAAUAUCAGAUGCCUUAAUAUGACCAGACCGGAGAGUUUUCAGUCCAUCGGUUGCGUCAGACCCGAUACGUUUCCGGAGCGGAUAAUCGGCGCAACACCAACUUUUGAUGUCUCUUCCGUUUAUGGCAAUUCCCUCAAGGCCUUGUUCGAGAAGGGUAGGAAAUUCGAAGGCGGUCUCUUGAAGUACGAAGUGGAAAAUGGAAAAAUAUGGCCGCCCAGUGUGAAGACACCUGUGAGCGUUUGUCUGCUCAAUCAAAAACCUCAUGAGACCCGUUGUCAUGACACACCGGAGGACGCAAGCAAUAGCGUAGUUGGUGUCAAUCUUGCUGUUAUUUGGUUCUGGAGGCUUCAUAAUAGAAUUGCAACGGCAUUGGCACGCAUCAACCCCUGCUGGGAUGACGAUCGGCUCUUCUACACCACUAGGGACAUUGUGAUUGCCAUCGAAAUGCAAAUAAUGAUGUAUGAGUUAUUACCAGCGUUUAUGGGUAAAUCAAACUUAUUAAGAGAUGGUGUCAUAACAAAUAAUUUGGGAUACAGAGAUUUGUAUAAUGAAGAUGUUAUACCCCAAAUAUCCCUGGAGUUUCCUUCUGUUCUUCGCUGGUUCCACACUGUGCAGUCGGGAUCUAUGAAAAUGUACGAUGCACAAGGUUACUUCUUGAAAGAGAUUCCAAUCGCAAACCUGACCCUUAGAACCGGAUUCCUUGCUGUGGACAAUAAUAUAGAUCACAUGACACAAGGCAGCUUCAGACAGGCCUCCGGAAAAGUCGACUAUGCCGUUGAUCCAGAAUUUGGGGAAAGCAGUCUCGGUCCCCAUCAGAAAGCGUCCGAUGUUUUCACGAAUGACUUGGCCAAAAACCGUUACUUUGGUUUCCAACCUUACGUCAAAUACUUGGAGCUUUGCACCAGGCGCCCAUAUAAGAAAUUUGAAGACUUGCUGUACGUCAUGGAUCCGGAAAAAAUAGAGAUACUUCAGGAGCUAUACGAUAAUCUAGAAGACGUGGAUCUUCAUUCCGGUUUAUGGACGGAGAGGUUCGUUGGGGGUGGUCACGUACCAUCGACGCUAUAUUGCGUUGUGGUGGAGCAGAUGCUACGUACCAUCAUAUCCGACAGACAUUGCAACCCUAUUAUUGGAUGCAACGAGAUCGAGGGAAUUGACCUUUGGGCCUGGGAAGACAGCAAUUGCAUUAACGACGGUUCUUUUCAUGGUCCAGAUUACAAACAGAAAAAUCAGCCAAUA